AUGGACCGGCUGUUGCGGCGACCUGCGCUGGUCCGUAAACGCAAUGGUCAUGUCAUCAGUCCUGAGACUAGCCAGCGUCGCGCUACCAGCCGUAGUGAGCAGGUCCCUAAAGUUGACGACCAUGAACACGUCCCGACUGGUGGAUGUGGUCGACACUGCAGUCGAGAUCCUAUCCGUCUUGAGCCAGGGCUGCCCAAACGCCCAGCCCUCGCCGCUGAGGCUGGUCUGGGAGCUAGCGGAGCCGACGAUGCUGCCGGGCGUGACGGCGUAGGCUGCCUGCAGGUUCCCGACGACGCCGGAGGGCAGCUCCGCGAAGCCGUGCUGCGUGUUCUCGACGACGGUCGUGAUGCACCCAAUCGGGUAGCGGGCCUGCACCACGACGGCGCACGUCCUGUCCCGGUCCGAGGCGGGAGUCAGCUCCGCGGCGAACUGGUCAAAGCCCAGCGUCACCGCCGUCCGGUCAAGGCUGAUCUGGUUGGUAAAGGUGCCCGACGGGCAGCCGUUUCCGGCCACCGUCACGGUCUGGAUCUGAAUCUGGUCGCCGACUGGGAGGUUCUGGCGGCGCUCGAGGGGGUUGGUCGGCGCUGCGAUGGCCAGGUGCAGGAGGGGGAUGAGAGUGGGUGCUAG
Messenger RNA from Pyricularia grisea, 627 nucleotides. RefSeq lists its product as uncharacterized. NCBI's taxonomy places the organism in Eukaryota, Fungi, Ascomycota, Sordariomycetes, Magnaporthales, Pyriculariaceae. The record is from RefSeq and is a predicted model, not a curated record. The transcript has 2 exons. The coding region runs from base 1 to 627 and encodes 208 amino acids.